Molecule: messenger RNA, 2572 nt
Organism: Silurus meridionalis
Lineage: Eukaryota; Metazoa; Chordata; Actinopteri; Siluriformes; Siluridae
Gene: med15
Product: mediator complex subunit 15
Exons: 18
Coding region: 62-2440 (792 amino acids)
Biological process (GO): regulation of DNA-templated transcription
Molecular function (GO): transcription coregulator activity
Source: RefSeq, a predicted model, not a curated record
CCGAUUCAAGUAUCCGAUUCAUUGGCAGACUAAUUCAGUGUGAACUGAUAAGAGGUGUACAAUGUCUGGGAUGGAGGUUCCGGGGCCUGAUAAUGAUUGGAGGAGUCAGGGAUUCCGACAAAAAGUAGUCACGCAAAUUGAAGAUGCCAUGCGCAAAGCUGGAACAGCUCACACCAAAUCCAGCAAUGACAUGGAGAAUCAUGUGUUUAACAAAGCAAAGAGUAGAGAGGAGUAUCUGUCCAUGGUUGCCAGGCUGAUCAUUCAUUUCAGAGACAUUCAUAAAAAGGCACAAGGAGGACAAGAUCAGUUGAACCUUCUACAGAAUCUUACUGGUGUAGGUGGUGCCAAUGGCCCUGGAACUGUUGGCAUGUCCACACGUCCUCCUGGUGCACAAAUGGGUGUCAUGGGGACAAUGAAUCAGAUGCCAAUAAGCCAGCACACCAUGCAAGGAGUUGCAGGAAAUCAGCAGGGUGCUGCAGCGGCAGUGCAGUUGCAGUUGCAGCAACAGCAGCCCAUCCAGUUUCAGCAGUUCCAGCCACAGCAGGCGACCGUCAUGCAGCAGAACGCUAUGCAGCAGCAGAUUCAGGCCCAGCAGCAGUUAAAACUGCAGCAGCUGCAGCAGCAGCAGCAGCAGCAACAGCAACAACAACAACAGCAACAGCAGCAGCACAUUCAAAAUCAGUCAAUGCAACACCAGAACCAGCAACAGCAGCAGGCACAGGCACAGGCACAACAGCAGCAGCAACAACAGCAACAGAAUCAGUUUCAGUCACGACUUCAGCAGCAUCAUUCAAUACAGUUUCAGCAACUCCAACAGCAGGCUCAUCCUCAGGCUCAGUCCAUUCAGCAUUUACAACAGCAGCAGCUUCAAGUUCAAGCCCAGCCAGGUCAGAUGCCUCCACAUUCCCAGCCCCCCCAGCAGAUUCUUGUGCAACAGCCGUUGGCUGGUCAAAUGGCCCCUGGCCAACACCAGGCAAUUGGAACCCUGAGUCAGCAACAACAUCAACAACAACAACAACAACAACAACUGAAGCUCUACCAGCAGGCUAGAGUUAUGCAGCAGCAGCAGCACCAGCAACAACAGCAGCAGCAGCAACAGCAACAGCAGCAGCAGCAGCAGCAACAGCAGCAGCAGCAACAACAACAGCAGCAGCAGCAGCAACAACAGCAGCAGCAGCAGCAGCAGCAGGUCCAACAAGCAGCAGCAGCAGCAGCAGCAGCUCAGGCCCAGCUUGUGACAGUCUCUGGCUCGAUGAUGCCCCGUGCUGGGAUGCAAAUGCCACCUCGGUUGCCCCGUGCCAUUCCGAAUUCUGCCAUUCCUCCAAACCCUGCUGCCAUGGGAGGACAGCAAAUGCCACAGACUCAACAGAUGUCUUCACCGUCUCCAGUCCAAGUGCAGACACCUCAGCCGUCCAUGCCUCCUCCCCCUCAGCCUCAACCCUCCCCACAGCCACUCUUGUCACAACCAAACUCUGUCAGUUCUGGUCCGACCCCAUCUCCGGGAGGUUUCCAACCCAGUCCUUCCCCGCAGCCAUCACAGAGUCCCGCCACAGCACGUACACCACAGAGUUACUCAAUGCAAGUGCCAUCUCCUGGACCACUUAGCACUCCAGGAAACCCCAGCUCUGUGAUGAGUCCAGCGAGCGUAUCUCAAUCAGAGGACCAGCUGUAUAUGGACAAACUCAAACAGCUCUCCAAAUAUAUUGAACCGCUGCGCCGGAUGAUUAACAAGAUUGACAAAAAUGAAGAAAGGAAGAAGGAUUUGAGCAAGAUGAAAAGUCUGCUGAACAUUCUCACUGAUCCCAACACAAGAUGCCCUCUCAAAACUCUACAGAAGUGUGAAAUAGCCUUGGAGAAGCUCAAAAACGACAUGGCGGUGCCUACACCUCCUCCUCCAACAGUGCCUUCUAAAAAGCAGUACCUGUGCCAGCCACUGCUCGAUGCCGUUUUGGCCAAUAUCCGCUCACCAGUUUUCAACCACUCUCUCUAUCGAACGUUUGCGCCUGCAAUGACCGCCAUUCAUGGAACACCCAUCACAGGGCCUAUCAUUCCAACUCGGAAGAGGAAGUUUGAGGAAGAUGAUCGUCAAACUAUUCCCAACAUCCUGCAAGGGGAGGUCGCACGCCUUGAUUCCAAAUUCCUUGUCAACUUGGACCCGUCUUUCUGCAGCAACAACGGAACGGUGCACCUCAUCUGCAAACUGGAUGACAAGACCCUUCCAAGUGUUCCUCCCCUCCACCUGAGCAUUCCAUCAGACUAUCCUGAACAGAGCCCCCAAUGGGACAGUGAUGAUCAGCAAUAUGAGGCAAACCCUUUCUUGCAGAAUGUCUAUAGGAACAUGACGUCGAAACUGCUUCAGCUUCCCGACAAGCACUCUGUCACAGCUCUGCUCAAUACUUGGGCUCAAAGUGUUAGACAGGCGUGUCUCUCAGCAGCCUAGUCAUGACGCCAUGGAUCCUCCCGCAGCAUAAACUCCAUACUUCUUUUUAUGUGUACAAUUUGCACGUAUGAAUUCGAUGAAGUAAUCUAGUUCUUAUCUUAAGUACAACUUUAUAAAGGACCUUUAAAAACA